Molecule: messenger RNA, 2933 nt
Organism: Armigeres subalbatus
Lineage: Eukaryota; Metazoa; Arthropoda; Insecta; Diptera; Culicidae
Gene: vih
Product: ubiquitin-conjugating enzyme E2 C
Exons: 2
Coding region: 497-1027 (176 amino acids)
Source: RefSeq, a predicted model, not a curated record
AAUCGAAUGUCAGAAGAGUGCUCGUUUCGCACAAAGCAAACGGACGAACAAGCUAGUUGGAAGGGAAACGACAUCAUCAUCAUCACAGAAAUUGCUGCCGAUUUGUUCUUUGCGUGAGAAAUUUUACGGAAAACUAUUUUUGUUCCCAGUGCUAGUGAAGUGCAAAGUUUCAAGUGAACCUUUCGCAACUGAAAGCUCCAGUGGAAAAAACAAACGUUCCCAGAUCCGAAAAAUCACGAAAAACUUGAUCCCGUGGUUUCGUCGUCGUCAAAACAGUACGAAGGAGGAAGCCAUCAUCGUUUCUUCAGUCAGCUGCAGUAGGCCAUUGCACCGCGCUGGAAACUGGACAGAAAAGGCGUUAAAAAGUUUAGAAGGAGGGAACCGAAUAUUUCUAUUCGCAGUGAACAUAUUUGAAACCAGAGCUAAAAGCAGUAACAUUUUCGACAAUUUUGUUGCUAACGACGAGCUGCUCCUGGUGGUGGGAAGACGACACAACAUGGCGCAGAACAUCAAUCCGGAACGGGCUGCUGCGUCCAAUCCUUCCAAGCAGAGUGACGAAACCCUGAUAAAUAAUAACAAUCAUGCCGUUAGCAAAAGACUCCAGAAAGAGCUGAUGGCACUGAUGAUGUCGACGGACAAGUCCAUUUCUGCCUUCCCCGAGGGUGAGAACUUCUUCAAAUGGAUUGGCACCAUUCUUGGUCCGGAGGACACCGUCUACAAGGGCCAGAAGUACAAACUCCUGCUGGAGUUUCCCAAUUCGUACCCGUACUCGGCGCCGAAUGUGAAAUUCCUGACGCCUUGCUUCCACCCAAACGUGGACCUCAGCGGGUCCAUCUGUUUGGACAUCCUGAAGGAUAAAUGGUCCGCACUUUACGACGUACGGACGAUUCUGCUGUCGAUCCAGUCACUGCUCGGCGAGCCCAACAACGACAGCCCUUUGAACUCGCAAGCUUCGCAGAUGUGGCCCAACCAGGUCGAGUACAAAAAGUUUCUGGAUGAGUUCUACGAGAAGCAUAAAGAAGCUUAAGUCUGGAGUAAAAAGAGUGACUGUCGACGAGAAAGGGUAUGAAUGAUGAUUAUGAUGAUGAUGGUGGUAAUGUUUGAUUGUGAGAGCAAAUGAGCGAGCGAACGCGUGUACGAAAUCGAGAGAUUCACAGACAUACAAAAUAAGAUAAAAUUUAACGGAAAAUUGACUACAAAAUAUCGCAAGGGUGCACGUACACCACAGUUUGAACAUAUACAAAGAAAGCAACGGACGCAAUUUGGGAGUAAGAAGAACGGAACAAGCGAGAAUGCCGACUAAACUUUUUCCAAUAGUGGAAGCAGGAAACGACUUCAUUCAGUGAACGGAACAAUCGGAAACACCUGCGGAUUUCGGGAACAAAUGGAAAGAUCAGGAGAUAGUCGCAUUUCUCCGGGAGGUAAUUUGUGAACAGUUUCGAAUAUUUUUAAACUCUGUGAAUAUUUAUUAUGAGCAUAUUAAUUAAAUGGUUUUACUUGUACGAACGACCCGCUGGGAUUGUACGUUAUUUUCUGGAAAAUCGUUUCUUGAAAGAUUUUUUUUUUCAGGUUCUACAUUUUUUUUUUUUCAAAUAUUAUUUUACAACUAUUAAACUACUCAAGUUUUGUUUGAAAACAUAUCGUGCUUGUUUUCACCUAUAUUAGAGCUCCUGUAAAUAUAUCACAAAUUAUUUUGAUUGAUCGUUUUUUAGCGUAUUAGCGGAAAAGUACAUAUUUUAUGAGUUUAUAAAAUACUUUCACUAUACGAAACUUCUUUAUAUAAACCGAUACGUACUUCGUUUUCUACUCGAAUGUUACUCGAGCGUUCCUUUUGCUCCUCUGCUUGCCUUCCUCCCCAUGGUAUGAAAAUCUUAACUUUCAUAUAGGAAAUAUUGCAUUGAAAGAUUUUACUAUUGUGAGUUUACUUGUCAUAAGACGAGUUCGUACAAUUCCAUUGAAUUCCACCAUUUGAUUGUACUUUUGACAGAUACGUAUUUCGACCUCUGGCGAAGGUACAAUCAAGAAGUGGAAUUAAUAUGUUGUACGAACUCGUCUUAUGACAAGUACAGACAUUACACUAAAAGCUCUAAAUAAUUUUCUUAUCAAAAUUGUAAGUUUUUUUUUUAUUGAUUAAUCUUUCUUAGGCUUGCGGAUUUUAAGGACUAGAUAAAUUCUUUGAAUAAUAGAACAAAAAUGUUCAUAGAAAGAAUGUAUUUGUUGUUGAACACAGGUAGAAAUUUUUCAUAGAUGCGUUUCUUCCCAGAAAAUGACAUUCCAGUACACAGCCCACUAAAGAUCUGUUCACUUUACUGAAAACCUAAUUUAUUCGAAGCUUGGAAUGUGUAUUGCCGGAACACGAUAUAUUAUUUAAUCAUAGGAAGAAUGUACAGCCAAGUUGCCGGAUUGAUCAAGAGAGCAUUCAGAGAUUUGUGACCCUAUCAUGAGGUUGUACAAUUUUUCCAAGGCGCGGAAGAUGGGAACACAGAUCUCUUGAAUGCACGCAUCGGACCGAACAAAAUCCAAAUUGAACAAAUAUCCGCGAUUAACUUUUAAUUUUCCAAGAUCUAGCUAGACCACACAGUACAUAAAUAGACAAAUGAGUAUGCAUUAGAGUACAGGACAAGCACGUAGCACACGUAACUAUAAAUAAAACAAAACACGCAAUGGAAACUAGUAGAAGAGCUUUCAAAACUGCCGAACUGAGGAAUCAUUGUUACAACAGUACAUAAUAAGUAUCAAUCGAGAAGCGAAGGGCAGUAGUUUAGUAGCAACAAACAAAAUUUAUAAUGACUUGGCACCGUGUAGUGUUUAGGUUUGAAAAUCUCUCAGUUAACUUAUUCUCCUUUCCGUAUAUUCUUCAUUUAUCUCUACAUUGAUUGGUAUUUGUAACCGUAAUAAAUGAAUUAUAAUUAUUCCAAUAAUGGAUGAAACGA